GGUUUGUCGACUUCAGCAAUGGAGGGAAUGCUCUCUUCCAGUGACCAACAGAAACUGGUCACUUCUUUCCUUGAGAUCGCUGUCGGCCAGACAGCUGAAACUGCACGGCAAUUCUUAGAGGCGACAAGCUGGAAACUUGACGAAGCGAUUCAGCUUUUUUACGUUGGAGGCGAAGGUGGAAUGCUUCCGUCUGGUACACACACUCAGCCAGCGUCCGGCGAUCACAUGGCUGCACAAUCUUGGGGUGCGGCUAACACAGGAAACGAAAGGAUACUGCAGAGUGAUGUAGAUGAAGUCCGUCCUCCUUUACCUGUUGUUGGAGAUUUAUCCUCAGAGCUGCCUUUACUGGUCAAAGGAGUUGUCUUCCUGCUACUUCUAUUGCUUAUAGAAUCGCACUUGCAGAGAAAACUAAUUGUGUCUUCAUCUGUCAUGGCUAUGAGACCGGGACACUCUCAGCCUGAAGCAACUUCUUUGAUUGCUUUCCGUAACUUCAGUGAAGAGCCAAAAAGCCCUGGAGUUUGGGAACCAGAAGAAGGUGCUUCCUCUGCAGCUGCCUCAGCUUCUGCAUCAGAGACAGCAUCAGCUCCUCGGGAUAGCUUGGCAUCGUUGUACCGUCCUCCUUUCCAUCUCAUGUUGCAUGGCUCAUUCGAACAGGCGAAAACCAUUUCUUCUUCUCAAGAUAAAUGGCUUCUUGUCAACCUCCAAUCUACCACCGAGUUCAGCUCUCAUAUGCUAAAUCGAGAUACAUGGGCAAAUGAAGCUGUUUCUCAGACAAUUAAAGCCAACUUCAUCUUCUGGCAGGUCUAUGAUGAUACCACAGAAGGAAGAAAGGUCUGCACAUACUACAAGCUCGAAUCGAUUCCCGUGGUGCUCGUAAUUGAUCCAACCACUGGUCAAAGGAUGAGAAUGUGGUGUGGAAUGGUCCAACCCGAGAAUCUGCUAGAGGAUUUAGUGCCGUUCAUGGACGGUGGUCCUCGCGAACACUUUGCUUCUCUCUCAAAGAAACGACCAAGAGGCAGCUUCUCAUUAACUCCUCAUUCCAAAUCCAAAGAGGAAGUUUCUAAAGAUGAAGAAGAAGAAGAAUUGCAACGAGCAUUGGCUGCUUCCUUGGAAGACAACGACAUGAAAGAUGCGUCAGAUGAUAAAUCUCCAAUAACGCCUGAAGAAGUAGCGGCUGAAGCAGUUACAACCGCUGUUCUGCCAACAUUCCCUCCUCUGCCGGAAGAACCAAAGGGAGGCGAUCGCAGCGUUCAAUGCAGAGUCGGGAUCCGUCUACCCAACGGACAAAGAGUCCAGAGGAAUUUCCUCAAAACCGACUCAGUUCAGCUUCUCUGGUCUUUCUGCUAUUCUCAGCUUGAGGAAUCAGAGAGGAAUAAGCCAUUGAAGCUAACACAGGCGAUUCCAGGUGAAUCAAAGACGUUGGAGUAUGAAUCUAACUUAACCUUGGAGCAAUCUGGUGUUGCCAAUUCCAUGAUCUCUGCUACAUGGGAAUGA
This is a messenger RNA of Thlaspi arvense, 1494 nucleotides long. The record is from the annotation of a GenBank genome assembly. Lineage: Eukaryota; Viridiplantae; Streptophyta; Magnoliopsida; Brassicales; Brassicaceae.